Trichomonas vaginalis G3 is the source of this 850-nucleotide messenger RNA. RefSeq names its product phage tail repeat-like family. Lineage: Eukaryota; Parabasalia; Trichomonadida; Trichomonadidae. The annotation marks the transcript as partial. The transcript has a single exon. The record is from RefSeq and is a predicted model, not a curated record.
AUGUCGAAAGAAACAGCGUCUAUGAGAGAAAUACAACACAACCGACAACUCAUUUUGCAAGCUCUAAAUAAGAACACAACAAACUUUUCAAACUAUUCUAAGAUAUCUGAGUCAUUGAAAGAAGGAAACUUAAAACUGACGAUAAACCCAAUGACAGAUGAGUUUCUGUUUCAAGACAGUAAGAACCAUACUGUUUGUAUAAAUCCAACAAAAGGAACUUUAAACGAGAAGCCUAUAUCUGAACUUCUUUUGAAAGCAGAUGUUGGCAACAAAGCUGACAAAGAAUAUGUCAUUGAAAAAGUUCAAGAAGAACAUGACAGAGCAGAUGCAACAUAUGCAACGAAAGCAGAUGUUGACAACAAAGCUGACAAAGAGUAUGUCAUUGAAAAAGUUCAAGAAGAACAUGACAGAGCAGAUGCAACAUAUGCAACAAAAGAACAUACUCAUCCUGAACUAGCGGACAAAACAUAUGUUGACAAUAAAAUGUCAAGUGAAGUGACAAGAGCUGAAAACGAAUAUUCUAAAAAGACUCAUACACAUACCAUUGCAAAUAUUACAAACUUACAAGAAACCUUAAACAGGAAAAGUGACGUUGGACAUACACAUACCAUUGCAAAUAUUACAAACUUACAAGAAACCUUAAACAGGAAAAGUGACGUUGGACAUACACAUACCAUUGCAAAUAUUACAAACUUACAAGAAACCUUAAACAGGAAAAGUGACGUUGGACAUACACAUACCAUUGCAAAUAUUACAAACUUACAAGAAACCUUAAACAGGAAAAGUGACGUUGGACAUACACAUACCAUUGCAAAUAUUACAAACUUACAAGAAACCUUAAACAGGAAAA